GCCACCAUGACCUCCUUCUCCAGCAACAGCUUCAUGUCCUCUGCAUCUAUGGGCUCCUUUCGCCACAUGUCCAUGUCUAGUGGAGGUAGACACAUCCGCGCCAUGAGGGCCGGUAGCGUGUACGGGGGUGCCGGUGGGUCCGGGGUGCGCAUCUCCAGUGCCUCCAGCACCUUCUCUGCUGGCAGUGAGGCUGGUGGUAGCUCCAGCCUGGCCGACGCUGUCUACCUGAACGAAAAUAAGAAGGCCACCAUGCAGAACCUGAAUGAUCGUCUAGCCUCCUACCUGGACAAGGUCCGCUCCCUGGAGAAGGCCAACGCUGAUCUGGAGGUGAAAAUCCACCAGUCCCUGGAGAAAAAAGCCACACCUGAGGCUCAUGACUGCACUGCCUUCAAAAUAGUCAUUGGCAAACUCCAAAACCAGAUAUUUGAUGCCACUCAUAUGAAUGGAGGAUUAUACCUGGCUAUUGACAAUGCUAAGCUGGCAGCAGAUGACUUUCAAGUCAAGUAUGAGAAUGAGCUGGCUGUGACGCAAUGUGUGGAGGCUGAUAUUGCUGGGCUGAGGCGGGUGAGGGACGAGCUGACCAUUGGAGGAUCCAACCUGGAGAUGGCGGUUGAGGAGCUGAAGGAGGAGAUGGUCCACCUCAAGAAGAACCACAAGGAGGAGGUCAAGGCCCUUCGGGCACAGGUGGGUAGUCAGACGGUCAAUGUGGAGGUUGAUGCUGCACCACAGGAAGACCUCACCAAAGUCAUGGCUGAGAUCCGUGAGCACUACGAUGCUGUUGCUGCCAAGAACCACAAAGAACUGGAGAGCUGGUUCAAUGCAAAGACAGAAGAAAUCCAGAAAACUGUCGCCUGCAGCACCGAAACAGUCCAAUCAUCCCAAUCUGAAAUCACUGAAGUUAAACGCAUAAUGCAAAGUCUAGAAAUUGAAUUCCAAUCUGAACUCAGCAUGAAAGCAUCCCUGGAGGGCACCCUGGCUGACACACAGAACCGCUAUGCCAAUAUACUAUUGAGUUAUCAGAUGCAGGUGACCAGCUUAGAGGGCCAUCUUGGUCAGAUACGUGGUGACUUGGAGCGCCAGGGCCAGGAAUACCAGAUGCUGCUGGACAUCAAGACCAGGCUGGAGAUGGAGAUCGCGGAGUACAGGAGACUGCUGGACGGAGAAAUGACAAGCAGUGUCUCGACAGCCACCAAAACACACAAGUUGGUGACUAUCAUCAAGGAAAGUGUUGACGGCAAGGUGAUCAGUGAGACCAAGACCAAGUGA
This is a messenger RNA of Salvelinus namaycush (lake trout), 1266 nucleotides long. Its product is annotated as keratin, type I cytoskeletal 50 kDa-like. The record is from RefSeq and is a predicted model, not a curated record. Gene Ontology annotation, molecular function: structural molecule activity. Lineage: Eukaryota; Metazoa; Chordata; Actinopteri; Salmoniformes; Salmonidae. Bases 7 to 1266 code for a protein of 419 amino acids. The transcript is spliced from 7 exons.